AUUCGCCUCCUGUUCGGCGAUCUCUUCUCGUGUCUGCCGCAUCGAAGCCCCAUUAAGGCGCGUCGAGCAAACCGUGCAAGUCGCGCCGGAAUUUCUUCUUCGCUGCCAUGAGGCCGCUCGUGCUAGUUGCACUGCUGGCCAUCGCGGCCAUCGCUGCGGUGGAAGCUGUCCGCCCCUGUGAUGAAGUCGAUGGCAUUUGCAAGAAAGCGGAGAGUCGAGGAGGGAGGAAGUGCAAGCAGAUCGAGGAAGGACAGUGCAAGGAGGACAUGGUCUGCUGUUCUUAUAAUCCAACCAAGAAAACUAAAAAUAGGAGCUGCUCAGAUACCCCGCCAAGCUGCAAAAGCAAGAAAGGAAGAUGCUUGUCGAAGACUCGGUGCAAGGAAGAUAUAGGGAGAGAAGGGUGUGACGGAAACUGCGUGUGCUGCACCGACGCAAAGAAGAAAAUGAAUCGCAAGAAAAGCGCGUCUGCCAAGUGCAAAGACCGCAACGAUAAGUGCUCGAAGGCAGGUGGCAAGUGUCAACAGAGCUGCAGUCAAGACGAGUCGGUUCUGAAAGGAAAAUGCCAAGGAGAAAAAUGCAUGUGUUGCGUGAAAGUCAAAGAUAAUCCAACCAAGAAAACUAAAAAUAGGAGCUGCUCAGAUACCCCGCCAAGCUGCAAAAGCAAGAAAGGAAGAUGCUUGUCGAAGACUCGGUGCAAGGAAGAUAUAGGGAGAGAAGGGUGUGACGGAAACUGCGUGUGCUGCACCGACGCAAAGAAGAAAAUGAAUCGCAAGAAAAGCGCGUCUGCCAAGUGCAAAGACCGCAACGAUAAGUGCUCGAAGGCAGGUGGCAAGUGUCAACAGAGCUGCAGUCAAGACGAGUCGGUUCUGAAAGGAAAAUGCCAAGGAGAAAAAUGCAUGUGUUGCGUGAAAGUCAAAGAUGAACAAUCUGAAAGGGCUGCAACAAAGGCAAAGUUCUGCAGAAAAGGAAAAGCUAAAUGCACAGAAAGCGGUGGAAAGUGUAAAUCGAAAUGCAAAGCCAAAUAUGUAGUCAAGACAUUCUGCAGGGAUGAGUCGUGUAUUUGCUGUAAUAAAAAUCAAGAUCUCAGAAAGCAGAAAUGUAGGAAAGCCAAAGGUCAAUGCAAAGAGGAAUGCAAAAGCAAUGAGACAGAGGAAGGUUUCGAGAAAGGUUGCAAGAAAAAAUUAAAAUGUUGUGUUAAGCCGUGCAAGAUAAAGUCAGAAUGUUCAGAUGCAGGCGGGACGUGCAUCCGCUUCGGAAAGAAUUGCAAGACCGAAAAGCUUAAAGGUGGCUGUAAGGGCAAGAAAUGUGUAUGUUGCUUGCCAGCACAAUCAACUGCCGGACCAGCAACCAUGGGAACAACAACUGCAGGACCAAACACGACCGUACCAACAACUGCAGGACCAAACACCACCGUACCAACAACUGCAGGACCAACAACUGCUGGACCAAUCACCACCGUACCAGCAACUGCAGGACCAACAACUGCCGGACCAACUGUCGGACCAACAACUGCCGGACCAACUGCCGGACCAACAACUGCCGGACCAACUGCCGGACCAACAACUGCAGGACCAACAACUGCAGGACCAACAACUGCCGGACCAACAACUGCAGGACCAACAACUGCCGGACCAACAACCACUCUAACCGUUGCACGUAACGCUUUGUUAGGGAAAACCUGUCGCGAUAGGCUCCUUGAUUUGGAAAAACAACUCAACCAGUCUCUGGCCGAAGGUGGGGAAGUAUUGACUAACAUCUCUAAUAUUUUCGACGCAUCCAAUCCAGAGUUGUCAGCUAAUCUGUCAGCUGAACUUACCAAAGUAUCAACCGAACUUCAGGAGCUCUUUAACAGAACAAGCGAAAUAACACUGUUGGUCAAUGAAACCACAGAAAACCUUGAUCCAUCGGUGUCCUGUCCGGCCGAUGAGUAUCAAGAGGUGUUAGAUAAUAUGACGACUAAGAACUCGGAACUAAAAAAUAUUCACGAUCAGAUAGCGACCCUACCAUCGGGUAGAAAAAGGGUCUCAGUCGUGAUCAAACUUUGGCUCCGUUUCACUUUUAGACUGUGUGUGGGUGCACAGCAAAUACUCAUAACGGUCUACGUAAGAGUAACGAUAGUAUUUUCGCAAAUUGAUUCGGGGCAAGUAACAGUUCCUGGUCUACCUGUCGGACCAACAACUGUCGGACCAACAACUGUCGGACCAACAACUGCAGGACCAACAACUGCAGGACCAACAACUGCAGGACCAACAACUGCAGGACCAACAACUGCAGGACCAACAACUGCACCAACAACUGCAGGACCAACUGCAGGACCAACAACUGCAGGGACCAACAACUGCUGA
Penaeus vannamei (Pacific white shrimp) is the source of this 2345-nucleotide messenger RNA. Lineage: Eukaryota; Metazoa; Arthropoda; Malacostraca; Decapoda; Penaeidae. The record is from RefSeq and is a predicted model, not a curated record.